AUGAACAAAGUUUUAUUUUUAUUCCCUGUCUUACUUUUGAUCGGAGCUGGAGUCUACUUAUUCUAAGGACAAAAGAGUAACCUUGAAAACUUAGUUCCUGUUAACUUCUAAUAAUAUAUUAAUUGCACUAAGAGCCUUCCUAAUCCCUAUCCCUACUUUCCCUGCUCUCAGGACUCAGGAUUCUUUGAUGCAUACAAACAUUUCAUGGCUGCAACUGAUUCUCCUUAAGCUCCUUAAGCCUGCAAAGACUACUCUGUUUAUAAAUAGCAAAAUAUUUAAACCACCAAUUUGAUUAACCAAAACGAUUACUUCUUCAAUUGUUAUAUUACUGAAGAAGUUAGGUAUAUUGCCAAUUUCAAUAAAUGUUUCUUUAAGUAUUUUUAUGCUCCUUACUUCCUUACUUGCAGUGGUUUUGACAUUUAUGCUUAUCCUCCCUACACACCCUACUCUAUUGAUAAUUGA
This is a messenger RNA of Tetrahymena thermophila SB210, 462 nucleotides long. RefSeq names its product transmembrane protein, putative. NCBI's taxonomy places the organism in Eukaryota, Ciliophora, Oligohymenophorea, Hymenostomatida, Tetrahymenidae. The transcript has a single exon. The record is from RefSeq and is a predicted model, not a curated record.